AUGUCCGCGGCAAACAGCAUCAAGGUCGUCGCACGCUUCCGUCCCCAGAAUCGGAUUGAACUCGAGUCUGGGGGCAAGCCCAUCGUCACCUUCCAAGGCGACGACACUUGCUCGCUCGAGUCCAAAGAAGCACAGGGCUCCUUCACCUUUGACAGAGUCUUUGAUAUGGAAUGCCAACAACAAGACAUCUUCGACUUUUCGAUCCGCCCGACUGUCGAUGAUAUCCUUAACGGCUACAACGGAACCGUAUUCGCCUACGGCCAGACCGGUGCCGGUAAAUCAUACACUAUGAUGGGCACCAGCAUCGAGGACGAGUCUGGUCGCGGUGUCAUUCCCCGCAUCGUUGAGCAAAUAUUCGCUAGCAUCAUGUCCAGCCCGAGCACAAUCGAAUACACAGUACGCGUAAGCUACAUGGAAAUCUACAUGGAGCGCAUCCGAGAUCUUUUGGCCCCGCAAAACGACAACCUGCCUGUCCACGAGGAGAAGAAUCGUGGCGUCUACGUCAAGGGUCUGCUGGAAAUCUACGUCUCCAGCGUCCAAGAGGUCUACGAGGUCAUGAGACGCGGCGGCAACGCCCGGGCUGUCGCUGCAACAAAUAUGAACCAAGAGUCGUCGCGAUCGCAUUCCAUUUUUGUCAUUACCAUCACGCAGAAGAACGUUGAGACGGGGUCGGCGAAGAGCGGUCAGCUCUUCUUGGUCGAUUUGGCGGGUAGCGAAAAGGUGGGGAAGACUGGCGCCAGCGGCCAGACUCUGGAGGAGGCCAAAAAGAUCAACAAGAGUCUGAGUGCUCUCGGCAUGGUUAUUAAUGCCCUCACUGACGGAAAAUCCUCUCACGUGCCUUAUCGCGACUCGAAGUUGACCAGAAUUCUGCAAGAAUCCCUCGGUGGUAACAGUCGCACCACCCUUAUUAUCAACUGCUCCCCCAGCAGCUACAACGACGCUGAGACGCUAGGUACUCUGCGAUUUGGUACCAGAGCAAAGAGCAUCAAGAACAAGGCCAAGGUCAAUGCCGAGCUUAGCCCUGCAGAGCUCAAGGCGCUCCUCAAAAAGGCCCAAGGCCAGGUUACCAACUUCGAAUCGUACAUUUCCAACCUCGAGACUGAAAUUCAGCAAUGGCGUUCCGGAGAGGCUGUCCCCAAGGACAAAUGGGCUCUCCCCACCUCCGAUGUGGUCGCAAAGAAGCCCACCGAGACGAGACAGCCGCAGCGCCCCUCGACACCGUCGCGCCUAUCCGCCGAGAACCGUUCCGAGACACCCCUUCCAUCCGAGCGCGCCAGCACGCCCGUCAUUGCUCUGGAGAAGGAUGAGCGCGAAGACUUCCUCCGCCGCGAGAACGAGCUCCAGGAUCAGCUCGCCGAAAAAGAGUCGCACGCCACCACCGCCGAGAAAUUGCUGCGCGAGACCAAGGACGAACUGACAUUCCUCAAGGAGCACGAUGCCAAGACCGGCAAGGAGAAUGAACGACUUACUACUGAAGCCAAUGAAUUCAAGAUGCAGCUCGAGCGCAUCAACUUUGAGAGCAAAGAAGCCCAAAUCACAAUGGAUGCGCUUAAGGAGGCCAACUCGGAGCUCACCACUGAGCUGGACGACGUCAAGCAGCAGCUCCUCGAUGUCAAGAUGAGCGCCAAGGAGAACGGCGUCGCUUUUGACGAGAAGGAGAAGAGGAAGGCUGAGAAGAUGGCCAAGAUGAUGGCCAGCUUUGAUCUCGGCGGUGAUGUCUUCAGCGAAAACGACAACCAAAUUUCCCAGGCCAUUAAACACCUCGAAACUCUUCACGAGCACAGCAAGAUUGGCGACAAUAUCGCUCCUGAGGAGUUCGAGGCGCUCAAGACCAAAUUGAUUGAGACGCAAGGUAUCGUAAGACAGGCUGAGCUGUCCAUGUACAGUGCGCCCACCAGUGACAUGGAUUCGCGCCGCCGCCACGAGCUUGAAGUACGACUUGAGGGUCUGCAGCAAGAGUACGAGGACGUGCUCGCCAAGAACCUGAGCGAGGUCGAUAUUGAGGAAGUCAAGGCUCGCCUGGAGAGUGCCCUUGCCAGUCGACAAAAUACGCAAAUCCAGCUCGUGGAUGACCUCAAGGCCGAGGCUGCACAAAAGGCCAGUGAGAACGCGCGGAUGAAGACGCUGAUUGAUGAUCUUCAGCAGCGCGUGACUUCGGGUGGUGCUGCGCCUAUGGCAAACGGCAAGACGGUCCAACAGCAGAUUGCCGAGUUUGACGCGAUGAAGAAGAGCUUGAUGAGAGAUUUGCAGAACCGCUGCGAGCGUGUCGUGGAGCUUGAAAUCUCUCUGGACGAGACUCGCGAGCAGUAUAACAAUGUUCUGCGGUCGUCUAACAACCGGGCCCAGCAGAAGAAGAUGGCGUUUUUGGAGCGAAACCUGGAGCAGCUCACGCAAGUGCAGCGCCAGCUUGUCGAGCAAAAUGCGGCGCUGAAGAAGGAGGUUGCGAUUGCGGAGCGCAAGCUGAUUGCUCGCAACGAGCGUAUCCAGAGCCUCGAGGGCCUGUUGCAAGACAGCCAAGAGAAGAUGGCUGCUGCCAACCACAAGUUCGAAGUACAACUCAACUCAGUCAAGGAGCGCCUCGAGGCGGCCAAGGCCGGGAGCACCCGUGGACUCAACUCGGGUGAUGGCGGGUUCAGCUUCGCUAACGCAGGCAGCCGCAUCGCCAAGCCCCUUCGCGGCGGCGGCGGUGACGGCCCUGUCGUGCCGACGAUCCAAACCAUUCAGCAGACGGAUGGCGCGCCCAGCAAUAAGCGCGGAAGCUGGUUCUUUAACAAGUCAUAA
Cordyceps fumosorosea ARSEF 2679 is the source of this 2781-nucleotide messenger RNA. Its product is annotated as kinesin heavy chain. The coding region runs from base 1 to 2781 and encodes 926 amino acids. The transcript has 3 exons. The record is from RefSeq and is a predicted model, not a curated record. Gene Ontology annotation, biological process: microtubule-based movement. NCBI's taxonomy places the organism in Eukaryota, Fungi, Ascomycota, Sordariomycetes, Hypocreales, Cordycipitaceae. Gene Ontology annotation, molecular function: microtubule motor activity; microtubule binding; ATP binding.